UGUUUUUUUCAUGACAACCAACCCUGAACUCAACCUCUUCACACACACACUUGGUCUUCUCCAAGAAAGAAAAACCCUUUAUCUUCUCCUCCAUAUUAGAUGGAAAAACGUUACAAUAUAUGACUUCUUUUUCUCAAGUGUGACUAAGACCAUUUCUCUAGCACAUUAUUAGCUACACAACCUUAUAUGCAUAUACAUUAAUACAUUAAUAUAUAUAUAAAUUACACAUACUUUUUUAUAAUCCUUGUUCUUCACUCUAUUCACUUCAUUAUAUUUUCCUUCACCAUUUCACCCACAAAAAACUCAUCAUAAUAACCACAAUGUCUAAAUUGAAAUCUUCAUCAUCAUCUUCAAUGUUACUUCCUCCACUUCUUCUAUCUCUUCUCCUCAUUGUUCCAACAUUCUCAACAUCAAGAAAAGUUCUUGAUGAGAAUCACCAUGAAGGGAUCAUCAGAGUCAACCUUCGCCAUGUUGACUCCGGCAAGAACCUAACCAAGCUGGAGCGUGUCCAACACGGCAUGAAGCGCGCCAAGAGCCGCCUCCAGCGGCUCAACGCAAUGGUAACAAAAAAACAAUCCCAAUUCUCUAAAAGCGAAGAACUAGAUUCAGAUUCAGAAUCAGAAUCUGAAUCUAGUUCUUCGCAAAUCCAGUCUCCAAUACACGCGGGGAACGGGGAGUACCUAAUGGAACUAGCCAUAGGUACUCCUCCAAAGUCGUACCCCGCGAUAUUGGACACUGGUAGCGACCUCAUAUGGACACAAUGCCAGCCUUGUUCCCAAUGUUACAAGCAACCAACACCUAUCUUCGACCCCAAGAAAUCUUCGAGUUUCUCGAAGCUUUCUUGCGGAAGCAAUCUAUGCAACGUUCUACCUUCCUCCAGCUGUAGCAGCGGCGGCGGCGGCGACAGCGAAGGCUGCCAGUAUAUGUACUCAUACGGCGAUUAUUCCGUCACACAAGGCGUUUUAGCAACGGAGACUUUUACUUUUGGCAGUUCUAAGAUUAAAAGCAUUGGAUUUGGAUGCGGCGAAGAUAACCAAGGAAGUGGAUUCGAACAAGCUUCCGGUCUAGUCGGACUAGGCCGGGGGCCAUUAUCGCUUGUUUCGCAGCUCAAAGAGCCGAAAUUUUCGUAUUGCUUACAAUCCAUUGAUGACAGAAAAAACAGUGUUCUUUUGUUAGGAUCAUUGCCGAAAACGAAAAACGCGAAAGGAGCUGUAACGACACCGUUGCUUAAGAAUCCGAUGCAGCCUUCGUUUUACUUCCUUGAUCUGCAAGGAAUCUCGGUUGGUGGAACUCAAUUGAGCAUUGAGGAAUCGACGUUUGAACUCGGCAAUAACGGAAGUGGUGGCUUGAUCAUUGAUUCAGGGACAACAAUUACAUACAUUGAAGAAAAUGCUUUUGAUGCAUUGAAGAAGGAGUUUGUUUCACAAAUGGAUUUGCCAGUGGAUAAUUCUGGAUCAACGGGGCUUGAUGUGUGCUUCAGUUUGGAGUCUGCUACGGGUCGAAUCGUUGGUGAUGUGAAUUUGGGUGUGGCGUGUUUGGCUAUGGGUAGUUCUUCUACUGGCAUGUCAAUAUUUGGAAAUGUUCAACAGCAGAAUUUGUUGGUGAAUCAUGAUCUUCAGAAGGAGACUAUUACUUUUGUUCCUACACAGUGUGAUCAGGUUUAAGAGUCUUGUAAUUUGGUGAAUCAUGAUACUUGUUUUGAUUAUUAUUGCUUUCUUUCUUCUUCUUCUUCUAUGUUAUUGUUGUUGCCUCAGAGAAAUUAUUGUUGUUGUUAUCACUAUUCAAUUUCUUAAUUGUUUUAAUGAUCUUAGCAUUUUCAUGAA
Messenger RNA from Arachis ipaensis, 1823 nucleotides. RefSeq names its product Eukaryotic aspartyl protease family protein. Gene Ontology annotation, biological process: proteolysis. Gene Ontology annotation, cellular component: extracellular region. Lineage: Eukaryota; Viridiplantae; Streptophyta; Magnoliopsida; Fabales; Fabaceae. Gene Ontology annotation, molecular function: aspartic-type endopeptidase activity. The record is from RefSeq and is a predicted model, not a curated record.